Messenger RNA from Cooperia oncophora, 1113 nucleotides. NCBI's taxonomy places the organism in Eukaryota, Metazoa, Nematoda, Chromadorea, Rhabditida, Trichostrongylidae. The record is from the annotation of a GenBank genome assembly.
AUGCAGCUGAGAGGUGUUGCUGUGAACUCUUCCUGUGAAGACCUCCACCUUCCGCCUGAAUUUCCUAAACAAUAUUACAUCAACUCCUUUGUGCACACGCGCUCACAAAUUGAAACGUACUUCCCAAGCUGCUCAAAGUCUUACAUGAAAGAGGUGACGGCGAAAUUCGACAUCGAACGUCUGGGCAAGGAGAAUUCGAGCAAUCUGCUGCAAUUCUCCGUUCGAAAUGACGUCGUUGUUGCGUAUCGAUCAAUAACCGAUCAAUUCAAUAAUCGAUUGGCAGUUGUGGGUGUCCAGUGGAGAAUGCCGUAUGCAAAUGCGUUAUUCUCAAAUUGGACACGUUCAGGCACAAAGCAGUGGAAUGACUGUAAAAAGAUUGACUGCCUGCUCAUUACUCGAAGCGGGUUUGUACUGGCGUCGUCAACUUCUCGAACUCCAGCUCCUCUGGCUCGAUUUGAUCCGCAGCUGUUCGCGAGUCUUGUGGAGAAUGACAUGGUCACCACAGAAUCGUGGGUGGAUGCACAGGCCGAGUGUAUGGCGAGUCGAUCGGCUCCAUGGUCCAGCCCGGCUACUCGCAGGAGCAACAUUUUCAGAACUCUCAUUGACAGCAUCACAGCCCUCAUUGGGAAAACUUUUUGGAUUGAUCUCUACUACCUUCUCACAUCGUUCGUCGCAGGACAACCAUCCAUGUCUGGUGGGAUAUGCCGCUUUCAAAGGAUUAAACCAGUGGAGAGGUACCUAGCAUUAUGUUUCCUGCGCCACACUAGCUACAAAAUGACGCUCAAUAUAACCAAGCAAAUACAGUUGAGCGAUAUGAAAUGUGCCAGAUAUGCCCGUGUAUUCCCGGUACCUCACACUACGCUAACAGUAAUACGGGUGGAUCGUGCUUGUCCAGGUUAUCGACCCAAGAAAAAGUACCCUGUCCAGCCUCAAAUACUGGAGGGCUGCGAAAAAGUUACCUAUUUUGACCGCCGACCACCGACACACUACAACACCACUGUCGAUAUAAAUGAGGAACCCACAACCGAAUGCCUUCUCAGUGAUUUUACAGGUGUCACACAGCCAUCGAUAGCUCUUAUGUUUCUCUUUUCUACUGUAUUUUCUUUGCUGUAG